AUGGUCCCAACCGAUUACGAAUGGAGCAAAAUCGCUACUUCCAAAGUAAACUUAUUUGUGCUACGGGCUGUGGAGGAGAGGAUACCGACGAUGGUAUCAUUAAGAAAAAGGGGUGUACAGCUUGGAUCGGAUCUGUGCAAGGUGUGUGGUAUAGAGCCGGAAACGGCCGAUCACAUUGGUAUCCAUUGUCCAGCUGCGAAAGAAGUGUGGUUGCAGAUAUGGCUAUGGAUUAAAAUACCUCUUCGGGAUCACCGAGAAAAGAUAACAACAAGACUUUCCGAAAAAGCAGAAUGGCCCAAGAAAAAGAUGAAAAUAAUAUACGCGAUACAUCUGGCAACUGUUUGGCAGCUCUGGAAAAACAGGAACAAUAAAAUUUAUAACAAUAAGUUUACGGACCCAUUCAAGAUUGUGGAAGAAAUCAAAGAAGAGACGUAUGACUGGGUAAGAACUAGGGCAAAGCUCUCGGAGAUAACAUGGAGUGAUUGGAAGAACUUCAUCUUUAUGGAGUAA
Molecule: messenger RNA, 510 nt
Organism: Helianthus annuus (common sunflower)
Lineage: Eukaryota; Viridiplantae; Streptophyta; Magnoliopsida; Asterales; Asteraceae
Exons: 1
Coding region: 1-510 (169 amino acids)
Source: RefSeq, a predicted model, not a curated record